GGCAAUACUGGAAUGCCUGGACUGACAGGGGCACCAGGACUUGAGGGAAAGCAGGGUCCGUCUGGUCCCACUGGCCUCCGUGGUUUUCCAGGAGAUCCAGGCUCUCCCGGCAACCAGGACUGCCUGGAAAAGAUGGAAUGAAAGGAGAAAAGGGUGAUGCAGCCAGCGCGCCGGGUCCGAUAGGCCCCCCGGGCCUCAAGGGUGAACCUGGUGAGCCCUGCUCUGUCAGACCUUGCAAUGGGGAGGAGGUCGCGUCUGGUCUUCGGGGGUUGCGGGGCCCUAAGGGUGAGCGAGGUGUACCUGGAGUCCCUGGAGAUGCUGGAGAGAAAGGAGAUCCUGGUAUUGGAAUCACUGGACCCCCUGGUCUGAUGGGAUCUAAAGGAGAACCAGGAAUUCAGGGUCCUCGUGGACCUCCGGGACCACUUGGAGCGCCAGGAAUUAUGGGACCUCCAGGCCCACAAGGCAGACCAGGACCCCCUGGGCCCCCUGGAGAACCGACAGCACUACCUAUUGUUGGGGACAUGGGGAUGUUACUAAAGAAUGCCUGCAGUGUGUGUCAGACCAGAGUACCAGGAUUGCCAGGGCAGAAAGGAGAAAAAGGUUCCCUUGGAGCUCCAGGUAUCCCAGGAAUGGAUGGAGAAAAGGGGGAUCAGGGACUUCGAGGCCCAGCUGGUAAUCCCGGAAAAGAGGGUCCGAAGGGAGUGAAGGGUGAGAGAGGCUUUCCUGGUCCAAUGGGGGACAAGGGUGAUGAGGGAUCCCCGGGUGUGCCUGGAUUGCCUGGAUCCACAGGCCGUAUGGGUCCACAGGGACUGAUUGGCAGACCAGGACCUGUUGGGCCCCCAGGAUCAAAGGGAGAACGGGGCAGCGAUGGGGCACAAGGCAGACCCGGACCUCCUGGACCUCCUGGUGUCCCAUAUGCAGAAGGCAAUGGAAUGAGCAGUCUCUAUAAGCUUCAGAAUGGAGCGGCUAAUACAGUUCAACCCGGACCACCAGGGCCCCAGGGGCCCAAAGGAGAUGAAGGAAGGAUGGGUGAGCCGGGGCUGAUGGGAUUACCAGGUCUAGAGGGGCUGCCAGGUGCUAAGGGUGAUCCUGGCCUAUCUGGUCCACCUGGUGUUCCUGGUCCUACUGGAAAGCCUGGUCCGCGUGGUGAGCCAGGGAUCCCUGGAGAGCCGGGAGAACGAGGGCCUGUGGGAGAGACUGGCUUCCCUGGACCUGAAGGGCCUCCUGGAUCCCCUGGAAGGCCGGGAAAAGAUGGAAUUCCAGGCUAUACGGGAGCCACAGGCAGACCUGGAGACAGAGGUACUAAAGGAGAACGGGGAGAUACAGGGAUUCCAGGAGAGAGAGGAGUACAGGGAGAAAGAGGCAAACCUGGAGAAAAAGGGGGCAUUGGUCCUCAGGGGCAGCCUGGACAGAAAGGAGAACCAGGCACACCUGGAUCUUUAACAACACCAGGAACUGUCAGUCUGUUGGGUGAUACAGCUGCCUUGGAGGAAAUUAAAACAUUCAUCCGGAAUGAAGUAUUGCGUGUAUUUAAAGAGAGGUUUACAGACAGUCAUGCUUUGCUACAGAAGACACCAGCAGCUAUAUUAGCCGCACAGGAUCGACAAGGCCCCCCAGGACCACCUGGUAAUGAUGGCUCCCCAGGACCACCCGGAGAGCCAGGACCUCCAGGUCCCCAAGGGUAUCGAGGGCAGAAAGGGGAACGAGGUCAAAUGGGAUUAGGACUUCCAGGAGCUCCAGGCCCCACUGGCCCACCAGGCUCACCCGGAAUAGGAAUCCAGGGUCCCAAAGGUGCUCCGGGGCCAGAGGGAAGAUGUAACCCCAGUGACUGCUUCCAUCCUUACGCCAGACGGGACGGGUAGAAUCUGACGCAUCCUCAUCAAAACCCCAUUCGAUCCUGGAAACCUGUGAAGCAGCUCAUCUACACAAGCAUUAAAUCCUGUUGAAACAAACACAGGAUCCCUGCUGGAGGAGAAGAAACACACAAACGUCAUCCACACAGAGCAGCCAUUUCUGGUGAUGUCAUUUCAUCAUUUAUCUCCGUUUCAUUUCCCAUAUUUGUGACCAAUGCAUUUACUCAUUUCAAAUCUCAUCAUUACACUAAUCACACCGGACAGGCGUCAUGGCAGAUGCAGGUGGAAUGAGAAUUUAUAUUUGCUUAUUUUCUUCAAGCUGUUGUGAAGUUGAGUUUUGAUUCAAUUGUGAUGGCUCUAUGCAAUCUAAAAUAGAGUAUGUUAACAAAUAUUAAGCUAAUGUAAAUAACAGACAUGUAAUUUUGAAAAAUAUUUAAAUAAGUGUACUUUCCAGCCCUUGCUUGAGAAGGGAGUUAUUGUCAUGAUUAUCACCUCAGACGCAUGUGAGACCACUAGUAAAAUUAUGAACAAUUAAAUAUUUCAAUUUAAUAUUUUAUAGUAAAUAAAUUAUAAAAUAAUAUUACAUUUUCAUUUAUUGUUUCGUACUGUAGUAUUUAUUCUAUUAUUUAAUAAUUAUAAAUAAAUAUAUUCAAAAAUAUUUUUAAUUAAAAAUUGUAAUCAGCAUAACUCAAGUCGAAAAAAUUCUAAAGACAAAUUAAAUUGCAAAAUAUUUCUUAAUCGUUUCUUGUUCAUUUAAUCUUCCAUGUUCUAUAGAUUUUGAAUCCCAGAUCUACAAAGUAGUAUCAGAAUUUUGUUAAGUUUUGAUCAAACACAGCAACGAAUGAUGAAAGAAAUAAUUGUAUUGGUUUUGCUGUGUUGGCCAGUGCUGGUGAGGUGAAAACUGUUCAUGAUAUUAAUAAGCUUUAAUUGUUUACAGGAAAAUAAGACCGUUUAAACACCUUCAUACUGGUGUUGUAUGUACUGUAUAUUUUGUUGUGUACCUGGUUUGUUUUUCCAAA
Molecule: messenger RNA, 2872 nt
Organism: Cyprinus carpio (common carp)
Lineage: Eukaryota; Metazoa; Chordata; Actinopteri; Cypriniformes; Cyprinidae
Product: collagen alpha-1(XIX) chain-like
Exons: 30
Coding region: 138-1862 (574 amino acids)
Source: RefSeq, a predicted model, not a curated record